CUGUUCACCAGCUGGAUAUCAUAACUGCAGGAGACCUAAGUUCAGUUAUUAAGACUGCUAAGGUUUCUGCUUUACUCUUAUAAUGGCAGAUUGCACAUUCCUGCUGACUCAAAUUCUGUUCAUCUGCUGUUUUUUGAUGACACAUUGCUCACAACCCAACUGUACAUCUGUGAAAGACUUUGAUGAUUGUCUAGGAAACACAACAAAUUUCUGCCCAAAAUCUAUUGUUUGUGCAUGCAAGGAUGGAAAGCCUUUCUGCAAAUGUCCAAAUUACAGAGGCCAGUGGGGAAACUACUGGUACAUGGGGAACAAAUGUGAACAACUCUGGAACACCCUGGACCUGAUUUUAGUAGCAACAUUGCCUGGAAUAGCACUGGCUCUAAUCGUUGGUGUGGUGAUCCAGAUUAUCCACUAUUGUAAAGGGAAGUCAAAGAAGAAUAGAGACCAUCACAGUGAAGAGAGAAGUAUGACAGAACUUCGACCUCAACAUAAUUCUGCAUAUGGUUUUAGUACUGUUGGGAAUCUGCCUCAACUCAACCAAGGAAAGAAUCCCUGGAAUCUAUCCCACCAGGAAGGUUUUUCUGGAAGUUCUUUUUCUCCAUCAUCACAAUUAUCCAGAACAAAUUCAAAAUUUAUUGCUAAAGAAGGCAUCCAUUACAACUAUCCAGCUCAUAACUGGAAUGGCUCUUCAGGACCAACUAAUCCUGCAGUAGACUAUGAGAAAACUUCUUUGUCAACCACAUACAUGAAGCCAAACUCUGAAUUUUCCACAUACGGGGUUCCAAGAGCAACCUAUGCUGCAAAAAAAGAGAAAUAUUCAGUAUAUGAAGAACCAGAAAUACCUUACAAAAUAGGUCAUGCACAUGUGAAAUCCAAGUACUAAUUUCCCCAUGGAAAAAAGGAAAUGUUUUUGUGUAAACCUACAUAUACAUUUUUGUUAUAUUCCAAGAAAACACUGCAAAUAUUAUUCCCAUGUUUUAAACACUUUGCUUUUCCUUUAAUUCUGCUAAUUCUUCUCUUUAUGCCUUUAAUUUUUCUUUGUUAGCUUCUCCUCUUGAUGACCAUAAUGCAAACCUUUCAUUUCUUCUAUCCAAUUCUAUUAAUUCAGUAGGUACAGAUUUUCACUAUCUCCAAAAUUUGGCACCGUAUUUGGGCAUUUGUUUACGGACAUUUUUAGUAUAUUUAGUGAAAUGAAAAGAUGAGUUACAAACUGUUUAUAAACAAUAAUGAUGGAUAAAGGCUCCUCCUGGCAAUCUUGAUGACUUGAAUUCAACCCCAAGAUUCAUAGGGUAGAGAAAAAUGUAGAGAUAAUGUGGGCAGUGAGGAAGAGUUAAUCUAAACAAACAGUGAAUAAAAAUGUCAUCUGAAAUCUAACCUUGUUAGGAGAGGGAGAGAGAAAAUCCUGAAAGGCUGGAUAAUGCUGCUCUAAAGAGCCAUGGAUUUUUAAACAAAAAUUCUAGUGUUAGAUGUAGAAUACCACUUUAUGAGCUGUUUUUCAGGAAGAUGCCAAAGCCUACCUCCAAACAAAAUACAGGCUCUUAAUGUUCCUCUUGGUUACCCACCAGAAGCUAGUUGAUAAGAACCUGUUGCUAAACAUAAUGCACACCUUGGUUUAAGUUGAGCUGGAAAUGAACUAGAGGUCUCUUUCCUGGUGCACAGUUCUCAUAAUGCUGAAAAGUGUUAUGUUAUGAAAAGUGUUACUAGAGAAGUGAAAGCAUCAGUGAUUUUAUCCAUCUAGGAAUUCUACAAACUACAAAAAAGGCAAGAUGUGUCAACUGAUGCACUAGUGGCACAACUGUUCUAGGAGUAAUCAACAAAUAUCUAUCUUUAUAUGAAGCUUGAUCCACAAAAGUAACCAUUUCUUUGCACUAUAAACCCAGUUUUAAAAAAAUACCAUGGAUGAAGACAUACAACCUACGGGUGAACUUAAUAUUAUCAUGUGCUAAAUUUUCAUGGCUUAAAGUUGCAUUCCAAAUAUCUAUAUUUAUAUUUAUGGAUACAUGCUACCCUUAUCCUUAAUUAGAAAAGCUUCUUUUUUCAAUAAAAAAGGGUGGAUUUAGAGAUACUUGAGUGCUCCAGGUGUGAAGUGAGAAUAAGUGAUGAUUGAAUGUUCAGUAACAGACAUUUAUACACUCUUCUUAGGGCUUAGGGACACUGUGAAAGAAGAGGCAGAAAAAAAAUGGAAGAACUGGAUAAUGGUGACAAAAAAAGUAAAAUAUUGUCUUACAGGCAAGAUACAGACAAUGUGAUUAUGAUCUCAUUGCCAUUAUAGCUUUUUGUAAAGGUGCUGGACAAGACAAGCCCUGUCAAAAAGAAACAAUGGGUUAGAGACAGACUCACACAGUCUUACUUCUCCUUCAAUUAUUGGCUACUGAAAAGUUUGAGGGAAUAGACAUGCCAUCAAUUACAUACUGAAAGAUAAGCUUACCACGCUCAAAUGGAUACCUCCUAAACCAUAGUCACAAUGAUGGCCCUGGUUAAGCUCAGAAAAUCAUAAGAAACAAAUACAUGAAGAGCCACUGAGAUGGUUUGUUCAGUAUCGUGCUUGCUGCCUGUGACUGAUAAUCUGGGUCCAAUUCCUAAGACUAACAAAAUGAAAGGACAAAACCAACUUCUGCAAGUUGUCUUCUUGCUCUACAUGUAUGCAUAAGCAUAUAUGAGAUACCACCCUCAAUGAACAAUAAAUCAAAGUCUUGUAAUAAAAAAUGUGAAUGGGGUAAAAGAACAUGCAGGGAAUGGGGUAUUUCAAAUGUAAUUGGAAGGUUCAGAGAGGGUUGGAUGCAACAGUAAUGAGAAUUAAUUUCAUACACAUAUGAAUUUGUCAAAGAACAAAUUUAAUAAGUUACUCAAAUUUUUAAAAAAUAUGAAAAUUGCAGUGAAAUAUCAGUAUUAAUUAAAUAACUUUGAUUGAACUAUAAAAGGUUAAGAUAAAUUAAUUUGUAAAAAUGAACAAACAGUUUCAAAUGGUUUCUGUAAAGUGAGUAG
Meriones unguiculatus (Mongolian gerbil) is the source of this 2985-nucleotide messenger RNA. RefSeq lists its product as uncharacterized. Bases 83 to 883 code for a protein of 266 amino acids. NCBI's taxonomy places the organism in Eukaryota, Metazoa, Chordata, Mammalia, Rodentia, Muridae. The transcript is spliced from 7 exons. The record is from RefSeq and is a predicted model, not a curated record.